This is a messenger RNA of Lucilia sericata (common green bottle fly), 1045 nucleotides long. RefSeq lists its product as uncharacterized. Lineage: Eukaryota; Metazoa; Arthropoda; Insecta; Diptera; Calliphoridae. The transcript has 3 exons. The coding region runs from base 76 to 957 and encodes 293 amino acids. The record is from RefSeq and is a predicted model, not a curated record.
GUUAGUUAAGAACUUCUGUAAACAGCAGGCGGUUUAAUAAAAUUUUAAAUAAACUAAAAAAUUUGGUUUUUGAACAUGUAUAAAAUAAUUUCGGCUUCAUUCUUAAUCGCCUUGGCGAUUGUAACAAAUGGAGAGAUCCAAAAUGUAGAACCAUACAACUACAACUCUAAUUCCAAUUCGUCCCUUCGCACUGAAGACUACAUCAAUAUGAAUAGACAACAAUAUGCUAAAGUUAUCGAAGAAUAUGAUAUACAAAUGGAAAUUUUCAAACAAUCGUAUGCAGCAAGUCUUGAGACCAUUAACAUAAGACAGGACAUGUUAGUCGAUACACUUGUUCAAACUGAUGCUGAAUUAAAUCCUUUGGAAAUUCUUAGCAAUUUAAGUCAGAAAUGUGUUGCCAAAUAUCGCCCUUCAAUACCAACAGUGUCUGCUACCAAAACAAAAAUGAAUUACUGUUUUACCACUGCCUCCCAACAACUUAAUAAUAUGCUUAAUAUACCCCGUAACACUAAAACUUCCACGGAGAGCUAUUUAAAGAAUAGUUUUGAAAGAGACAUUGCUCUCUGCAAGAGAACAUAUUCUACAUCACCUUUUAAUUACACCAUGUGUGCUAUACAAUCUGUUGAGGCUGCCAACAUUUAUAUAUUCAGCAGUCAAAAAAAUUUUGCCAAUCAAAUGGCUGUAGCCGAAUGCUCUUCUAAAGCUAAUAUCAAUAAUGCUUUGGAUUGUAGUUAUUCAGUUGAGAAGGAGGCUAUUUCUGCAGUUGCUGAAGCCAAAACAUUAAUUAACAAGUGUCUGACCGCACAAGAUGUCUGUAAAUCAUGUAAUCAAGUUUUCACAUGCUCCGAAGUACAUUACAUGAAACGUUCUGAAGUCAGUUAUAGCAGUAGAACUAUGGAUAAUCCUUUCUAUGGACGUAAUGAUAUAAAAAAUUGCUUAAUGUUGCAAAUACAAUAAAAAAGAUUAAGUACUAUUUGUUAAAUAUGUAUUUAUAACGAAAUUAAUAAAUUGUACUACUAAAUAUGUAGAAAGCAUUGAAAUUUAA